Molecule: messenger RNA, 2362 nt
Organism: Cylicocyclus nassatus
Lineage: Eukaryota; Metazoa; Nematoda; Chromadorea; Rhabditida; Strongylidae
Source: the annotation of a GenBank genome assembly
CAAUUACCGGCUGAAAAUCGAAAACAGCGGCAAGCAUGCGGCGUGUGGACGAGAUGUCCGCGCCUUGCCAUCGUGCGGCGUUUUAUCAAAAUGCGCUUUUGAAGGUUUACCAUGAAGUCGGUGUCAUUGUUGGCCACUGUUUCGCGAAACUACUUGCGACCACUUGCUCCUGGACGCUGUAAUAUUCGAGCCGCUCAAUUUCGACCAGCAACCACACAUUUUGGAAACGAACAGGUUGAAGAAGCUGAAAAAGAAAAGCGUGUCCAUCACGUGUUUGCUAAUGUUGCCAAUAAGUAUGACAUGAUGAAUGACGCCAUGAGUCUCGGGAUUCAUCGGCUAUGGAAGGACUACUACGUCAGUGGUUUGCCGAUAGGACCCACUACAAAGAUCGUCGAUGUCGCUGGAGGUACGGGCGACAUCGCUUUUCGCUUACAAAGACGUCUUGGUACUGGAGGGAAAGUGACUAUCGUGGAUAUAAACCAGAACAUGCUUGACGUUGGACAAGAACGAGCGCGAAAAGAGAGAAAUGUCGUCACUUCAAAGCUGGAAUGGGUUUGCGCAAAUGCAGAGAAACUACCAUUUGACGACAACUCGUUCGAUCUCUACACCAUAUCAUUCGGUAUUCGAAAUUGCACCCAUGUUGAUCAGGUAGUUGCUGAAGCUUUUCGAGUGUUGAAGCCCGGUGGCCAUCUUGCCGUGUUGGAGUUCAGUGCUAUCAAUCCUAUACUUCGCCCGUUAUAUGAUGCAUACUCUUUCAAUGUCAUUCCAGUCAUGGGAAAGGUAUUGGCUGGGGAUUACGAUAGCUACAAAUACCUUGUUGAAAGUAUUCGCAAGUUUCCAUGUCAGGAAGACUUCGCAGCAAUGAUACGACUCGCAGGCUUCGAUAUGGUCUCUUAUGAGAACCUCUCUUGUGGCAUUUGCGCAAUACAUAAGGGAAUGAAACCACUGAAAGCGGCCAAACAAGCUCACUUUAUGGCGGCGGCUCCUCCGGUCAGGAUACUGUUUGCAAUCCCACGGCGGAUGCUGUCGCUGUCCUCAAAUCGGCAUGUUAGGUUCCGUUCCAGCAAUCCCGCACAUUCUAUUAAAGCCAUUGGAAGGUUUGUGGAUCCAAUUGAGAACGACGUUAUGUAUGAUCCGGGACAGCUCUUCAUCCACAAAACUUUUGCUUACAAAGGGGUAGUUGUGUGCGCCUUCAAAUGCAGAUUUCAAGAGAAGAAAAACAAUUCUAGUGACCGAUCUGUAUCACAAGGUAGAUACUACCAGGUGCUUAUUGAUAGGGGCGAUUGGGGUCAUAUGGGAUUCCCCGUCGAUUUAACUUCGUAUUUGAUGGACGGCACUACUCGUGGUGAGAAGCUUCUCACAUUGAUCAAUGGGAUGGACUGUGUAUCACACUAUGAUAUCCUUCCAUUCACCACUUCUGAACGAGACCCACUAGAUCAUGACCUGUUUCACAGGAUAUUUGACGUUACCGACGAAGGUAAAGAAUUCAAGAUAACCAUGAAGGCAAAUCUUUUCGAAAACUACAUGGCCUCGCAAAGGUCCUGGCUUGCACCAAGAGAUGUAUACCGGGAAGUGACAGAAAAUAUUGAAGUGACUGUGACUACCUUCUAUCUUGGCAGCAGCAUGGUUAAUGGACAAUUGAGGCAUAUGUGGCGAUAUGUAAUCAGGCUUGAAAAUCGCACACCGCAAGAUGCCGUCAUACUGAGGGAACGUUCACUGAAAGUGUAUUCGCUCAAUAAUAUGAAUCAAGCACAUGGACAUGGUGUGAUUGGCAAGCAACCGGAACUAAACACCCAAAGUCCAGCCUUUCAAUUUAGCAGCACUGUUGAGCUGGCUCACUCCAAAGGCGGGCACAUGUGGGGUCGCUUCAGAAUGGAACGAGAAAAUGGCCAGACGUUUGACGUUGCUAUACCGACAGUGGUGCUUGAGUCUUUUGAUGAGAAAAGCACAGGAAACAUGGAGAAAACUGCGGAAUGACUGGAAGAUUCCUACAGAUUUUUUUUACUUAGUCCAUAGAUUGCUACGUAGAAACUCACUGGUAGAUAAGCUUGAGGGACAAAAUAAAUGCAUUGCUGGAAGACAACAUUCUUUUGCUCUGUAUUUAGACGGGUUUAGACAGCUGUAGGCAAUUGUUCUGUGAGUCAAAGGUCCUUCGUAUAAUUUAUUCUAAACUUUCUUAGAUCUGCGCUGUUUGUAAACUUGUCCCUCUUUUCGAAGAGUUCGUCAAAAGAGCUUAGGAUAAAUUAUAUUAUGUUAUCAUUACCAUGUGCAUUUUAGUGAAUGCAAUCGAAAAUGCUUUUGUUAUGAAAGAAAAGAUUAAAUGUCUCGAUUAUCUCUUGGACAAUAAAGUUGUUUAGACCUG